Molecule: messenger RNA, 1222 nt
Organism: Cyprinodon tularosa
Lineage: Eukaryota; Metazoa; Chordata; Actinopteri; Cyprinodontiformes; Cyprinodontidae
Gene: neurl2
Product: neuralized E3 ubiquitin protein ligase 2
Exons: 2
Coding region: 219-1106 (295 amino acids)
Biological process (GO): intracellular signal transduction
Molecular function (GO): ubiquitin protein ligase activity
Source: RefSeq, a predicted model, not a curated record
CCAGGAGCUUCCUGAAGCGUCCAGCAGAGCAGAACCCCUCAGUGCGUCUGAAUAACACGUUGUGUCUCUGCAGUUCCCAUGUGUUGGACUGAGUGUAGUUCAGAUCUGUUUGUGCAGCUUUUAUCUGAAACAUUUUUUUCUUCUUGUUUGUCUCCUUUGAAAUACCUUAUUAAGGGUUGGUUCUGUGUCCUUAACAAGUACGUUUGACAGAAAACAAAAUGGAGGCACUUUCUGAUCAGUUCCAGGAGUUUCACCCAAAGCAUGGCACUAAUAUCUUUCUAGACCAUUCGGGAACUCAGGCCACUCGAGUAGAAAGUUUUGCCAAUGGUGUUUGUUUCAGCAAAUACCCCCUGAAGCCUGGAGAGAUCUUUCUUAUUGAGAUUGAGGAGAAGGAGCUUGGCUGGUGUGGACAUCUACGGGUUGGUCUCACUGCAAAGGACCCAUCGAGCUUAGAGGUGGUCCCUGAAUACUCUAUUCCAGACCUGAUGGAGCUAGGGGACAGCUGGAUUUUUGCCAUCACCCGCAACCAUAAUAAGGUAAUAGAGGAAUCCGAGGUUCAAGCAGUUGGAGAAGCAGGCCUUGGUGCUGGACGGAGACUUGGGCACGGAGAUGAAGAAGAUGGAGUUCAGGGAGAUGAAGGUGGAGGGAGCAACAACAAAACAAAGACUUUCUUCACUGACACACACUUGUACAUUGACACCAUUCGAAUCCCCAAAGACAAACUUGUUGGCCGUAGCCGCCCCGGACGUUUUAGCCACAUCUUAGAUGAUCUUUAUAAGACAAACGCCCUGCCUCCCACUGCCAGACGUAGCAGGAUCGGAGUUCUGUAUGUCCCUAAAAGCAAAGACACAGCCGAUAUGCAUAUCGUGAUCAACGGAGAAGACAUGGGAGCUUCUGCAAAGGGAAUACCUUCUACCACACCUCUGUACGCAGUGGUGGACGUCUUCGCUGCUACCAAGUGUGUCCGGAUAGUCCAAGUGGAAUAUGGCUUCUCCUCCUUGCAGACGCUAUGCAGGAAGGCCAUUCAAAAGCAUAUUGUCCACCGGAUGGCUAUCGACUGGCUCCAGCUGCCUGAGGCUCUCAAGCAUUAUUGCAAGUAUGAAUGAAGUAUGUGGAUGUAGAGGAAAACAAGAACCCUCUGAGACCCUUCCAAUGUUUAACAGCCAUAUCAAACCUUUAUUAUACAAUUUCUCUAUCUGGAAUAAAGCAAGAUUUGAUCUGA